Durusdinium trenchii is the source of this 558-nucleotide messenger RNA. The record is from the annotation of a GenBank genome assembly. NCBI's taxonomy places the organism in Eukaryota, Dinophyceae, Suessiales, Symbiodiniaceae.
AUGUGCGGUGGCUACAUACUUGAGGUUGCAGGUGGUAAAGGAGCUCUUGCCACCGCUUUGGGCACCCGCGGGAUGAAAGUCUUGAUGGUGGAUCCACGGCCUCCUGACGUGUCAGACAAGCCGGAUGAACUUGAGAGUGAGGCUGUGGAGGGUGAAGAUGUCCACCCAGUGGGCUCGGUCGACCGCAUUUGCGAGCACUUUGAUGACUCUUCGAUGGAGCUUGUUUUUGGAGCAGAGGUGGUAGUUGCAAUGCACCCAGAUGAGGCCACAGAUGCUAUCGUAGAUGCUGCUCUGACUGCCCAACGUCCAUUUGCGGUGGUGCCUUGCUGUGUGUUUCCACGUCUCUUCCACCACCGCCGCUUGCACAAUGGCGGUGGGGUGGUCGGCUACACUGGCUUGCUGCGAUUUCUGCGGGAGAAGGACCCACGAAUUCGAGCAGCUCGUCUUCCUUUUGCAGGCCGAAAUGUUGUGCUAUACAUGACAAAGGGCGACUUUGCAGCCCAGAAGCAGGAUGACGUUGGACCCCUCCAUGCUCCAAACUGGGUGCGGCCAGAUUAA